AUGGCCCGCGGCGCCAACCCGACGUUCCAAGGAGCCCCCAAGCUGACCAAGUCUCGUACCCCACAGGCAACCGACAGAGCCAGAGAGCUGGACCGCCUAUAUCAGAUGCGAAACCCAGGCCCGCGCCGGGGGCAUGCGCCGCAGAUAUCCAUCAGCGAUGACAGCCACCACGUCACCGAGGCCAUAGGCGACAUGUACGGCGGCGACAGCGACACCGACGCCCCCAACCGCCGCAGCCUCCGACCCCUAAGCUUCGUCCCCAGCCCCAACGGCGACUCGAUCCAGUCCUUUGGCGCCUUCGAGGCCUUCGACCCCUUCCCCAACGCGCCCCCCGCGAGGUCCCCGCUGCGUCCCCAGAUGUCCUUCGAGAAGCCCCAAACGCCCACGAGCCCCAAUGGCACCGCCAACAUGACCCAGAAGCGGGCGUCGGUCGGGCGACACCCCUCGAAUGGCGGCCAGAUGUCCCCUCCGCUGUCCCGCUCGAACUCGAACGCGGCGUCGCACCAGUUCCCGCUGAACAACCUCGACUACGAGAACAGCCCGGCGGGCCUUGCCCAGGAACUGAGCAACCUGCAGGCGAUACGGAGGAUGUCCAUGGGCGUUAACAAUGCCGAUCCCGAUCUACCCUCGUUCCAGUCCGCAAACUCACCGCCCUCCCCACCGGCCAUGUCGGAAGAGGACGAGUCGAAACUCUUCUGGGUACCCGCACGGCUGCACCCCGAACUGGCGCCCAUGGAGUUCAAGACGUUCAUUGAAGACAAGAUUGACAGGACGAGACGACGCUCCGGAGACUCGGACUCGCUAUCUCCGGAUGGCGCCAUGGGGCGUCAGGGCUCGGGGGGAGGGCUGCGGCGGAAGAAGUCCAUGCUGUCCAGGCAGAUUGAUACUGGCUCUGGCUACAAGGACGGCGCCGAGAGGCUGGAGAGGAAGCGAUCCGGCGCGCAGCCCAACGGGGGCUUGUCGAACCUUCAGGAGCUCGAGCACAUACAGGAGGACCCGGUGGCCUUGAUAAGACGGAUGAGCAUCGAUCAAAAGGGCAUGGCGGGGGAAGGGGAAGAGGGCGCCGACGGUAUGCCCAUUGUGCCGGGUAGCAAGAUGCGUGGUCUGGGCACGCUCAAGAGAUCAACACACACUACGUACAGACGAGGCAGUCUGCGGAAAGGCGGCCCGCCCCUCUCACGGCGACUCGUCUCUGGUCGACAAGGAGACACAGACACGGAAGAUUCCCCGUCCACCUCGCCCGUCCACUCUACCGAGAGCAUUCCCGAAGUCCCUCCUCUCCCAGGUCUCAACCGCGUUCAAUCGGAACCCGUUAACUCGGCGUUUGAAGGAUCGUCCAACAACUUCUCGCGGCCUGGGGCAAAGCGGGCAUCUCCCAGCUAUGGCGGCGAGAGACCAGGUUCAUCUGAAGAAUACCCCAGGUCAGCUUCUACUGAGCCCAUAUCCCAACAGGAACGAAGCUCGCCGCAGCCCAGGCAGUUCCACUCGAGAAUCGCUUCCAACGGCCGCACGACUGCACCUUUGCCAGGCUACACACCUCCGCCGCAGCAGGUACCCCAGAUCAUCGAGACACCACCGCCACAAGAACAGAACCGAACACCUCAGUUUCAGCUACCCGAACGUCACUCCUCCCGCCAACCUCCGCCUCAAGUCCAACAACAACAACAACCUGCAGGCCCUCGCCAUUAUCCUCAACCUCAGCAGCAACCUCCGCAACAACAGCGCCAGCCCCAGUCGUCAAGUCGACCGAACCGUCAUGCACAAGCUGCUCAGUCGUCCCCGAUCAAGCCCGCGCAAUCCUUCGAUGAUCUAGUAGCGCAUCCUUCGGCGAUGCCCGGCCAGAACAACAGGGUCGAUUCGUUAUCCAUAAUCCCGAACGCACCAGAAGAGAAGAAGCUCGAACCGAAGGCCAAAGAUAAGAAGGACAAGGAUGGCUCUGAAGGCGGCCAAAGGAAAACGAGCUGGGGUUGGUUUGGCGGUGAUAAGGAGAAGGAAAAAGACAAGAAGUCAAAAGACAAAGACUCCGAAAAAGAAGCCCCGAAGAAGGUCAAGAACAAGCUCAGCAAGUCCCAGGAGAAGGAGAAGGACAAGGGUCAUGAUGACACGAGACUGGACCUCCUGCAGACAUCGAUACAGGGCGGCGGUCGUGGUCGCGAGAGCGUAGUGCUGGAUCGCGAAAGCGUCAAGCUGGAAGAAGAGCGGAAGAAGGAGAGCGCCAGAAAAACAUCCAGCGAAGGCAAGAAAGAGAAGGAGCCUGGACUACUGUCCUCUAUCUUCGGAGGAGGAAAGAAGAAGGGCGAGAAAGAGUCGUCUCACAAGAAGAACGCCUCACGUGGAUUAUCGCCCGAGCCCCCGCCACGCAUUUUAAAGCCCGAUAUCGACUACAACUGGACCCGAUUUUCGAUCCUAGAAGAGCGCGCGAUAUACCGCAUGGCCCACAUCAAGCUUGCGAACCCCCGCCGCGAACUCUACUCCCAAGUCUUGCUGUCCAACUUCAUGUACUCGUACCUCGCCAAGGUCCAGCAAAUGCACCCGCAGAUUUCCAUCGGCAACUCCAAGCAAGCAAAGCAAGCUCAACAGGCUCAGCAACAGCAACAAGCCGCGCAGCAGAAGAAGGAGCAGCAACUGCAGCAACAUCAGCAGCAAUCUCAGCAGCAGGUACAGCAGCAGCAGCAACCGCAGCAACAACAGCAACAGUCGCAGCCUGAGGAGUUUGCCCAGUAUCAGCGGUACCAGCAGCAGCAACAACAGCACGAACAGCAAUCCUCCGAAAAAUCCUCACAAGAAUGGCCCUCCGUACACCAACAACAAGCCAACGGCGGCCUCUCACAACAACAAAACGGUCAACAUCACCAGCAACAUCAACAACAGCAACAACAUGCAAGAGGCGGCUCUCAGCAGGGUAAUUCUUAUAACCAGAACCCGCGUGAUUCGCAUCACUCGAAUCAUAGUGCGAAUGGCGGAGGUGGUGGAUAUAGUGUAGCGAAUACGCAGAAUUAUCUAGGGCAGAGUGGUAAAGGGGGUGGGGGUGGUGGGAUAGGAGGGGGAGGUGGGGGGUAUAGUAAUUAUAGCGAUGAAGAGGGGGGGAAGAGGGGGGAUGACGAUAUGUGGUAG
Molecule: messenger RNA, 3114 nt
Organism: Alternaria ventricosa
Lineage: Eukaryota; Fungi; Ascomycota; Dothideomycetes; Pleosporales; Pleosporaceae
Exons: 3
Coding region: 1-3114 (1037 amino acids)
Biological process (GO): establishment of cell polarity; positive regulation of G2/M transition of mitotic cell cycle
Cellular component (GO): cell septum; cytoplasm
Source: RefSeq, a predicted model, not a curated record